CCACAGGAGGGAGAACCGUCACAGGAAGGAGAACCGCCACAGCCACAGGAGGGAGAACCGUCACAGGAAAGAGAACCGUCACAGGAGGGAGAACCACCACAGCCACAGGAGGGAGAACCGCCACAGCCACAGGAGGGAGAACCGCCACAGGAGGGAGAACCGCCACAGCCACAGGAGGGAGAACCGCCACAGGAGGGAGAACCACCACAGCCACAGGAGGGAGAACCGCCACAGCCACAGGAGGGAGAACCGCCACAGCCACAGGAGGGAGAGCCGUCACAGGAAAGAGAACCGUCACAGCCACAGGAGGGAGAACCGUCACAGGAAGGAGAACCGCCACAGCCACAGGAGGGUGAACCGUCACAGGAAAGAGAACCGUCACAGGAGGGAGAACCGCCACAGCCACAGGAGGGAGAACCGCCACAGCCACAGGAGGGAGAACCGCCACAGCCACAGGAGGGAGAACCACCACAGCCACAGGAGGGAGAACCGCCACAGCCACAGGAGGGAGAACCGCCACAGGAGGGAGAACCACCACAGCCACAGGAGGGAGAACCGCCACAGCCACAGGAGGGAGAACCGCCACAGCCACAGGAGGGAGAACCGCCACAGGAGGGAGAACCGCCACAGCCACAGGAGGGAGAACCGCCACAGCAGGCAGUGAAGAAGAGAAACAGACGAAGUGAGACUGAUGAUGUAAACGUUUAG
Molecule: messenger RNA, 708 nt
Organism: Thunnus maccoyii (southern bluefin tuna)
Lineage: Eukaryota; Metazoa; Chordata; Actinopteri; Scombriformes; Scombridae
Product: basic salivary proline-rich protein 3-like
Exons: 1
Source: RefSeq, a predicted model, not a curated record